Molecule: messenger RNA, 573 nt
Organism: Lactuca saligna
Lineage: Eukaryota; Viridiplantae; Streptophyta; Magnoliopsida; Asterales; Asteraceae
Source: the annotation of a GenBank genome assembly
AUGAUCAAUGAACCUUCUAUCCUAAAAAGAGCCGUUGCAGAGCUGGAUCAUGAGGUAGGUCACAACCGUUUGGUCGAAGAGCGAGACCUUCCUCAACUUAAUUACAUAAAAGCAUGCAUCAAGGAGGCCUUCAGGCUGCAUCCUUUCGCACCAUUCAAUUUUCCCCAUGUUUCGAUGAGGAAUACUACAGUUGCUGGUUACUUCAUACCCAAGGGUAGUCAUGUUUUGCUUAGUCGUCCUGGGCUUGGUUGGAAUCCAAAUGUAUGGACAGAUCCAAUGCGCUUUGAUCCAGAUCGACAUCUUGAUGCAGAAAGAAAGCAAGUUGUUCGUUCAGAUAAUGAGCUGAGGUUGCUUUCGUUUAGCACCGGGAGACGUGGCUGUCCAGGAGUGGUGUUUGGUUCAACGAUCACCACAAUGAUGUUGGCUAGAAUGGUUCAAGGGUUCACCUGGGAAGUGCCACAAAAUGAGUCGGGUGUUAAUCUUGUUGAAAAUCAUGAUGACCUUGCCUUGGCUAAGCCACUUGUUGUAAUUGCGAAACCACGGCUACCUCAGCAUCUCUACCUUAAAGGCUGA